Molecule: messenger RNA, 3218 nt
Organism: Chroicocephalus ridibundus (black-headed gull)
Lineage: Eukaryota; Metazoa; Chordata; Aves; Charadriiformes; Laridae
Gene: FGR
Product: FGR proto-oncogene, Src family tyrosine kinase
Exons: 13
Coding region: 556-2169 (537 amino acids)
Biological process (GO): cell surface receptor protein tyrosine kinase signaling pathway; integrin-mediated signaling pathway; innate immune response
Cellular component (GO): extrinsic component of cytoplasmic side of plasma membrane
Molecular function (GO): ATP binding; non-membrane spanning protein tyrosine kinase activity; signaling receptor binding
Source: RefSeq, a predicted model, not a curated record
GAGCGCUGGGAGGAAGGGGGGGGCCGAGGGGAGGGGAAGCUCUUGCUGGGCUGCGAGAGCUGCCGAAGAGACAGGGGAAACGCAGGCACGGGCUCUCCCGCUCUCCCCGCGGCGCCCGCCUCGUCCUGCCCUGCCACGCCACCCGCCUCGACACCCCGGCCACCAACGCCGGGCGGUUGGGGGUGCUGGGGUGGCCCACCCCCCUACCACCCCCCCCAGCUCCGGCCUGCCAUCCUGCCGGGAGCAGCCUGGGAGCGGGGGUCCAUGCGAGCCGGAGCAGGAGGGCUGACGGUGCCUCUUCUCCUCCCCGAGGUGACAUGGAGCAGCUGAAGUGACCCGAGGAGCCGUCGCAGUGAGUGGGGUCGCCGUCGACGGGAGCACCCGUGGGUGCCAGGGCGGGGACGCAGGGUCCCCCCGCGCAGCACAGCCCCCCUGGCAGCCUGGUCCCUGCCGGUGGCAGCGCCCAUUGGGACCCUGGUGUCCCCAUGUCACCGCACAAGCUGUGCCAGGGGGUGGCGGGACCCCACUCCUCCCAGCGCUGGCGCCGUGCCCAGGAUGGGCUGUGUGCACUGCAAAGAGAAGGGGUCCGGCAAAGGGCAGGCGGGGGGUGAGGUGGGGGCCCCCCCGCCCCCCGCCUCCCAGUACGACCCCGACCCCACGCAGCCGGGCGCCGCCUUCACCCGCAUCCCCGACUUCAACAACUUCCAGGGCGCGGGGGUGCCCUCGGCUCCAUCCUUCCCGGGGACGGGGGUCUUCGCCUCCAACACGCUGCAGAUGCGGAGCGGGGGCAUCACAGGCGGGGGUGUGACGCUCUUCAUCGCCCUGUAUGACUACGAGGCCAGGACGGAGGAUGACCUCACCUUCCAGAAAGGGGAGAAAUUCCACAUCAUCAACAACACGGAGGGUGACUGGUGGGAGGCCAGGUCGCUGAGCUCAGGCGCCACGGGCUACAUCCCCAGCAACUACGUGGCCCCCGUGGACUCUAUCCAGGCAGAAGAGUGGUACUUCGGGAAGAUCGGGCGCAAGGACGCAGAGCGACAGCUCCUGUGCCAUGGCAACUGCAGGGGCACCUUCCUCAUCCGGGAGAGCGAGACGACGAAAGGUGCCUACUCCCUCUCCAUCCGGGACUGGGAUGAGGCCAAGGGGGACCACGUGAAGCACUAUAAGAUUCGGAAACUGGACAACGGGGGCUACUACAUCACCACCCGCGCCCAGUUCGACACCGUCCAGCAGCUGGUCCAGCACUAUAUAGAGCGGGCGGCCGGGCUGUGCUGCCGCCUGGCCGUGCCGUGCCACAAGGGAACGCCCAAGCUGGCCGACCUCUCGGUCAAAACCAAAGACGUGUGGGAGAUCCCUCGCGAAUCCCUCCAGCUCCUCAAGAAACUGGGCAACGGGCAGUUCGGGGAAGUGUGGAUGGGCACGUGGAACGGCACCACGAAGGUGGCGGUGAAGACGCUGAAGCCGGGCACCAUGUCUCCCGAGGCUUUCCUGGAGGAGGCGCAGAUCAUGAAGCGUCUGCGGCACGACAAGCUGGUGCAGCUCUACGCCGUGGUGUCCGAGGAGCCCAUCUACAUCGUCACCGAGUUCAUGAGCCAGGGCAGCUUGCUGGAUUUCCUAAAGGACGGUGACGGCCGCUACCUGAAGCUGCCCCAGCUGGUGGACAUGGCUGCCCAGAUCGCGGCAGGCAUGGCCUACAUCGAGCGGAUGAACUACAUCCAUCGGGACCUGCGCGCUGCCAACAUCCUGGUGGGAGACAACCUGGUGUGCAAGAUCGCCGACUUCGGCCUCGCUCGCCUCAUCGAGGACAACGAGUACACGGCGCGCCAGGGUGCCAAGUUCCCCAUCAAGUGGACGGCCCCGGAGGCCGCGCUUUUUGGGAAGUUCACCAUCAAGUCGGACGUCUGGUCCUUCGGCAUCCUCCUGACCGAGCUGGUGACCAAAGGCCGGGUGCCCUACCCAGGGAUGAACAACCGGGAGGUGCUGGAGCAGGUGGAGCGGGGCUACCGCAUGCAGUGCCCGGGCAACUGCCCCCCGUCCCUGCACGAGGUGAUGGUGCAGUGCUGGAAGCGGGACCCCGAGGAACGUCCCACCUUCGAGUACCUCCAGUCCUUCCUCGAGGACUAUUUCACCGCCACCGAGCCCCAGUACCAGCCGGGGGACAACCAGUGACCCGGCGUUGGCACCCCCCCUAGCCGGGCUCUGGGGUGGCUUUUGGGCAAAUCUCCCUCUUUUUGCAGGGUGGUUGUUGCUCCUUUUGCCUGUGCCCCCCCCCUCCAACCUCAAAACGCCUGUCAGGGGGGGUGCUCGGGAUGCCCCGGGGAGGACGGGGGGCUUUGCACAAGGAUUUUGGACUCAGAGAGGGGGGAAAGCUGUGCCCCCCACCCCAGCCCCCUCUUCUGCCCCCCAGCCCCUCUCUUGUUGCCUUCACACCCUGAGAAGUGCUUUGGUUGGGGGGAGGAGGGUGGGGUACCCCACUGUGCCCCCCCCCCAAACACCCCUAGCCCCACAGCGUGGCGGGGCGGGGGGGGAACACACCUCCCCAUGUCAACCCCAGUCGCCUCUCCCCCAGCUCCUGGGGGGGCUCAGCCCCCAAAUUCCUGGCACCGACCUGGGGAAGGUCACCUCAACCCCCCCCCCCCCAACCCCCUUUAUAUCGUCUUUAAUUUAUAAGAUUUUAUACUCCUCACCCAGCAGCCGCCUCACCCCCCGGCAUCCCCGUAUUUGGGGGAUCUCCUUGCCCCCCCCCCUUUUAUUUCCUCUCCUUAUAGUAGAGCCAAAUCCUGAAAGCCAUAAACCUCCGCUUGCACUGGGGGGGGGGACAAGGGGUCCUGGGAGGGGACAAAUGCUCCUGGAGGGGACCAGGAGCCCAGGCUACGGGGGGGCUGUUUCCCGCUGGCCCCAUGCGGGGCAGGAGGGGGGGGUACAGGAUGGGCUCACCCCCAUGGCACCCGGGGGGGGGUCCCGGCUGCAUCUGGGCUCGAACCCCUGUUGCAGGCAUUAACGGGGGGUGGGGGGGGCACUGGGGGCGCAAUGUGAAUGUGAUGGCACUGGCGGGGGGUGGGGGGGUGUGCCACCCUGCCAGCUGGCUCCUGGGGGCCGGCUGCCCCCCCCGGGUACCCCCUUUCCUGCGGGGGGGGGAGGAUCCGCCUGUGGUCCCAGGCUUGGCCCCAUCCCCACUCCCCAUGGCCAAGAGCUCCCCUGCACCCGUGGGGCAGGGC